AUCACUCUGACUGUAGUAUACUCUCUUUGUAACCAUGAAUCUUUGCUGUCGUUGUCUCUUUGUUGCUAUAUUCAGAUGUGUCGUGUGGAAACAACGCGAUGCCACGGGAUCUACCAUCUUGCCACGUUCCAAAGGAGCGCGGGGGCGGGGACAAGCUAAAAGAAGGGCCACACGGUUGAAUAAGCCCAACACCUCUCUAAUCUCGUUGGUCCGAAUGUCCUCCCGCACCGCCUAUUUUUGUGUAGCGAGCCCGUCAUUGGCUGAAAACCCCGUCAGUCGUAAAGGGGACGUGGUUUCUAUGGUUCUGGCUUUUAUGAGGCAGUAAGAGAAAUUUUGAUUUCUUUCUACCCUCAGAGGCGCAGACCCUGUCCGCUCCACUACCAACUACUCUCUGCUCAGAGGUCCACCAGCCCCGGACAGCCGGACUCACCAUGGCUUCAAAGAAAGGCGCGAAAGUGCAGAAAUCCAAAGAUGGAGCUAAAACCCAAUCGGCCAGUAAGAAUGGGAAGAAGGCCGACUCCGGGUCCAGCAGCAGCUUCUUCACCUGGUUCAUCGUCCUGGCCCUGCUGGGUGUCUGGACCUCUGUAGCCGUGGUCUACUUUGACCUGGUUGACUAUCAGGGAGUUCUGGACAAGGCUAAGGGCUUACAAAUUAACCUGUCUGAGGCCUUGCAAGGUAAACUGGUGGCCUACGACACAGAUGGAGAUGGUGACUUUGAUGUGGAGGACGCUAAAGUUCUGCUAGGACUGAAAGAGAAAGCCGUCGUCGUCUCCACCCGUAGUGAAGAAGCUGCUGCCCCGGUAGAGGCUGCUGACCCUGAACCCACACCAGAGGCUGUCAUUGAGCCUGAUCCUGAGCCUGUGGAGGACGUGGUUGAAGCUGCUGUAGCUGAGGACACUUCUGCUCCACCACCAGAACCUGAACCUGAGGUAGCAGCUGAGCCGGAGGUGGUUGAGUCUGAGCCUGAACCAGAACCUGAACCAGAGCCUGAACCAGAACCAGAGGCUGUGGAGACUCCUGAGGUGAUUGAGGAGGAUCCAGAGGUGCUGGAGGAGGAGCCUCUUGUAGAAGAGGAGGAGGAGGAUGCCCCUGUAGAGGAGGCUCCUGUGGAGGAGGCUGCUCCACUGGAGGAGCCAGCAGCUGAGGAGGCUGCAGAGGAGAUGAUUGCAGAUGAGCCUGCAGAGGAGGCAGCAGCUGAAGAGGCUGUGGAGGAGGUGGAGGAGAUGACAACAGAGCAGGCUGUGGAGGAGGAGGCUGUUGAGGAGGCCGCGGAGGAACCUGCAGUAGAGGAAGCCGAGGAGGAGGCAGCUGCAGAGGAGAUGGACGAGGCUGUAGAGGAGGAGAGUGCUCCUGCUGAAGAACAGGAGGCAGCUCCUUCAGAUGAACCUGCUGAGGAGGCAGCUACUGAAGAAGCUGUUGAGGAGGUAGCAGAAGAAGAGGAGGCAGCACCUGCUGAAGAGGCCAUGGAGGAGAUGGCUGAAGAAGAGGAGGCAGCUCCUUCAGAGGAACCCGCUGUAGAGGAGGAGGGAGCUCCUUCAGAAGAAGCUGUGGAGGAGGAGGAAGCUCCUGCAGAGGAACCUGCUGAGGAGCCCGCUGAAGAGGAGGCAGCUACUGAAGAAGCUGCUGAGGAGGUAGCACCUGCUGACGAGCCCACUGCAGAGGAGGAGGCAGCUUCUUCAGAAGAAGCAGUGGAGGAGGCAGUGGAGGAGGCAGUGGAGGAGGCAGUGGAGGAGGCAGUGGAGGAGGCAGUGGAAGAGGCAGUGGAGGAAGAAGUGGAGGAAGAGGUGGAGGAGGCAGAGGAGGAGGCAGAGGAGGAGGCAGAGGAGGAGGCUACAGAGGCAGAAGCAGCAGACACAGAGGCUGCUCCAGAAGAGGUGGAGGAGCAAACAGUCCCAGAGACAGAGGAAGUAGCAGAGGAGGUAGAGGAGGCAGCAGAGGAAGCAGAAGCGGAGUUUGUUGAGACAGAGGAACAGAUUCAGGAUGAGCCCACAGAAACGUAGAGGCUGCUGCGGUUGUCGUGGUGACGGAGCAGGGACCCAUUGACGUUGCAUCAGCACCAUCUGAGCGUGCUCAGAGCGAUGAUGCAUCUCUCCACCUCCAGAGAAACAAUUGAGUCGUUAUGACAACCCCUCUCUACCCAACCCACCCAUCUGUCUCCCCCUCCCCCAUCUGUUUUCACUCCUUCCUUUACGUUUUCCUUUUAGUGUCAACGUGUGAGAUAAUGAGAAAGAGAGAGCUGUUUACUAAUACGGUACUCCUGUUUUUACCCUUCAUGUUUUUGUUUUCUUUAGUUUUUCUUCAGUAUUCUUCUCCUCCUCCUCCUUCUUCAGUCUUCUUCCUCUUCCUCUCCUUCUCCUCCAGUAGAGCACCCGUUUCUAUUAUUGUUCAGGGUGGUCCAUUUCUAUGUGUGUGUGGCCAUGUGAAGUCUGUGUAUGCUACAGGUCUACCAGAGCCAGUUGCUGUGACAGUAAACACGCCUUCAACUUUAUUCUGACAUCACCCAGUAACAUGGUUAAAUAGAUUCUGUUGCCAAGCACAAUGAGGUCAAAGUUCAAAUGUGGCCACAACUCUUUUGUGAGUAUCAGAACAGUGACUUCAGGUUCAGGAGCUUCACAGAUUUAAGGUCUGAGACAACACAACCAUAAUUUCUCAGCUGCUGGCAACAACAACAUUUCCCAUUUCUGUAAAGCUGCCCGCCCCGCCCCCCCCCCCCCCCCCCCUCGUGAUUUAAAUUCAGAGUUUAGAAAACCAGCUCCAGUCAGCUGUGUCUCUGUGUCUCUGGUUACUGUUGUAGAUUCUAUGCAAAGCUGUUGUGAAGUCUGUCACCCCCACCUCACCUCACCUCUCCUCACCCCCCCCAUCCCCCCUUCAGCCAGUUUAUUUACCACUCAGUAUGUGUCGACUCCAGGAUGAGCCAUAUGCUAGCACGUGAACUUGGAGAGAGAGAGAGAGAGUGUGUGUGCGUGUGUGUGUGUGUGUGUGUGUGUGUGUGUGUGUUCCUUAUGAUGAGUGCAUUGACAAAUCUCUUGCUAAUCAAACUUUUCUGUGAGCAGUUAAUGUCAUGAUGUAGUUUUGGUUUAACUUUAUUUUCUUGUGUUAUUUUUUUCACACACGUCCCCGUGUGUGUGUGUGAGUGUGUGUGUGUUUGGGGGGGGUGGGUUGGGUGGGGGGUUAUGGUCAGGGUUCUAUAUAGCUUUUUUUUUUUUUUUUCAUAUUUCUAGAUAUGAAUAACAGACAGAAUAAGAUCUGAGCAGGCUAUCAAAUAAGGUUUAAGUGAAGUUGUUAUUGAACUUGAGCUCUGUGUUUGAACUGUGAUGUGAAUGAGGACAUGCUGUCACACAGUCGUGUCAGGAUGGUUCUUCCAAACACACCAGCUCCACAUGGAGGCUGAUUCAGGCAGGAAGGCUGGACUGAAGCUUUUUAAACCUGUGUGAGCCAGAUCCUGUUUCCUUUAACAGCAGGUUGAGUGUAAAAUACCUCUGGCUCACAGAGGGUUAACAGAUCAGCGGUCAAACGUCACUGCCUCAUUCCUUCUGUUCAUUGUGUGUUUUAUAAACUUUGUUAAAGGGAAACUCGCUGACAUGUUUCUUUCUCAGUUUCCUUUGUAACGUCAGACUUUGUCUUGAUGAGUUUUUUUUUUUUAAAGCAGAUCAGAGCAUAAAGUUAUUCCAUCACAUAACUCAACUUUGAGAAGCCAAAGGAGAAGUUUUUGUAUCUUCUUUGUUGCUGAUAAACAGAUCUGCAGCUGAUCAUCCUCCUUCUAUCACCUUGUGUUGGAUGAGAUGUAACUGUGACUUUAAGCUGGUGUCGGGACUGAACGACAUGUAGAAGUGAUUUUUGUAGGAGUGAAUUACAACAAAACAACACUAGAGUGGGAGGAAGAUUAGAGAAACAUUCCUCAGUUUUAAGUCUUUGUGUUGGUGUCACAGUCCCGCUCUGUCUCUAGUCCUCACAGUCUGUAAGUGCAGGUCGUCUGUAGGGACGGGACGUGUCCCCGUGGUGCAGUAGCCGUUCUUCUGUAGGAUGUCUCGUCUUUUCUCUGUGUAACACUAGUUGGCCUUUUCUACUUCCUAACACUUUGUAAGUCAAUGUGAACUGUUUUUGACAUUGAAGAUUUCAUUCUUUACAAAGAGAGAGCUUCUAGAUUUUUAAGAGGAACAUUUUUAAAAAGAACUUGGAUUAAAGUAAAGAACCUAAUUUUUCUGAAAAUGCUUUAAAAGCUUUUUUACGAAGCCAUAAGCUGUUUUGUGACAGGCAGGUUGAAGGGGCUGUGCUACUUCAGGACAACAUUAUAUUCUAUAAGAACCAGGAAAAGCAAUACAAUUCAAACAGAGACCACGCAGCAGCAGCAGCCGCAGCCCAGUGAAAAUGAUUUCAUGCGUUCAUGACUAAUCUCUGAUCAGAAGACGUGUACAUGGAGAGGUUGUGAUACAGGCAGUGAAGUGUGUGGGGGUCUGCAGAUCUACUACUGUCCUGUAGACGCUGAUGAUGGUGAUUAAAUUAUUGUGAAGUGCUGAUGAUAAUGAUGAUGAGAUUUGAAGUAUCACAGUUUUCUGUAAGUGAUCUGUUCUGGGAGCUGCAAUAAAAGGUUUGUGACAACACAA
This is a messenger RNA of Seriola aureovittata, 4604 nucleotides long. It is a transcript of the gene asph, whose product is annotated as aspartate beta-hydroxylase. Gene Ontology annotation, cellular component: membrane; endoplasmic reticulum. The record is from RefSeq and is a predicted model, not a curated record. Bases 432 to 2000 code for a protein of 522 amino acids. Gene Ontology annotation, biological process: peptidyl-aspartic acid hydroxylation. Lineage: Eukaryota; Metazoa; Chordata; Actinopteri; Carangiformes; Carangidae. Gene Ontology annotation, molecular function: peptidyl-aspartic acid 3-dioxygenase activity. The transcript is spliced from 12 exons.